Messenger RNA from Oncorhynchus nerka (sockeye salmon), 4515 nucleotides. Its product is annotated as LON peptidase N-terminal domain and RING finger protein 2-like. Gene Ontology annotation, molecular function: ubiquitin protein ligase activity; protein binding. The record is from RefSeq and is a predicted model, not a curated record. Lineage: Eukaryota; Metazoa; Chordata; Actinopteri; Salmoniformes; Salmonidae. The coding region runs from base 272 to 2536 and encodes 754 amino acids. The transcript is spliced from 10 exons.
CAUUACCAAACGCAGCGCAUUCACCUAGGUCACAGUAAAAUUAGGUUGACGGUUUAUUUAUUUAUUAUGCGUUGAUUAAUUUGAAGCCCCAUAUGCAUUUAGAAUUCCAAUCGCGUGUAUCCUAAUUCGGGAGGUUAUACAAACUUUCAGUGUAGCAGGUCACAUUAAAAAAGCAACCAGUGAUUGGACGAAGUCAAUUCUCGGUCUGUCUUUAUCGACCAAUUCAUUCAUUUUUUGUUGUUGUUAAACAGAUGUUAUAGACUUCAAUGAUAUGGAUGUUCGUUUGGAAAACCACGACGAUACUGCUGCUGCGUGGUUGAGUCCAGAAAUGCUGUCAGUUGCACGGGAAGCCUUCGGUGCUGGGGACUUCAACCUCCUUGCUGAGAUCUACAGCUCCCAGUUGGCGGACCUCCGACACCCGGACCGGGGCCUCUGCCUCCUGAAAGCGGACGCGCUCAGCCGGGCAGGGCGGGUAGCGGACGCUCUGGAAUCAUACUGCACCGCCGCCAACUUGGACAGGUUACGACCAAAUGAACUAGGGUCUCUCGUUGACUGUAUUGCGCACACUUUACGCGUAAAAGAAUGCCUAAAAGAAUGCACAGACUCAGAUGGGGUUUCCGAGGAUGAGCAUUCGUUGGACAUGUUCUCAUGUCGGCUUUGCAAGUGCUUGUUAAUCGAGCCAACAACUUUGGAAUGCGGCCAUACAUUCUGCAAACCAUGCAUUGAGGAUGACUGUAUCAAAGAAUGUCAAUUAUGUCGUUACAAACUGAACGAAACAAGUAGACAAUUAAAACCAAUCUGUUUUAAAGUGAAUGUAGUACUCAGAGGCCUGUUGGAUAAAUGGUUUUGCGCAGAGAGUGAAGCAAGACGAUGCUGGCUUGAAGGGGAUAGAAUGCGGAACGAACGUGGCUUUAUCAACGCUCUUGAAAAAUACAACAACGCUCUUGAAAAAGCCCCUUCUAUGUGUAGGCUGCUGGGCCGACGGGCAGAGCUGCAUAUGGAGAUGAGCAACUUCAGACAGGCCCUACAGGAUGGAGACGCCAUGUGUCGACUGACGCCCCUCUCUCCCAAGGCUCACUACGUGAAGGCCCUGGCUCUGAACAAAGCCGGUUAUAAUGAAGAGGCCCUGCAAGAAUACUUCUACUGUCUGGCUCUGAAGCCAGACUGGACCUCAGUCAAGCUGGAAACGCAAAAGUUAAGCGACUCCACUAUGCUGAGUGAGAUGUUCUCUGUGUUCAAGACGAACGGUCUCCCCACGUCAUCACCCCACCCCCACCAAACAGGCCCCGCCCCCUACCUCAAACCAGCCUCCCUUCUCCUCGGCUCCCUCCAUUCCACCCCUCGUAGAUGGAGCCAAACCCAUAUUGGCCGUAGAGACAGUGUGUCUGACACUGGGGCAGAGACCAAAUCCUCCAAUACCCUAGCUUCUGUCGUGGCUGCCUUACCUCUCCCCCCUUGCCUAAAGAGGAAGUUCUCAGACGAGCCCCAAGGCUCUGCACCCCCAACAAUCUUGUGUUCAGAUGAGUCAAGCUCAUCCCAGAUGCCUGCUGCUUGUUGCAGUGAGAGGAGAGAGGUGCCCCCUCAGCUUCUGGAUAGCUCUGACAUGGACUGCUCUGUUUGUAUGAGGCUGUUCUACGAGCCAGUCACCACCCCCUGUGGACACACCUUCUGCAUGAAGUGUCUUGAGCGAUGUCUGGACCACAACCCCAACUGCCCCCUGUGUAAAGAGAACAUUACAGAGUACCUGGCCACUAGAGGGUACUAUAAGACCCUGCUGAUAGAGGAGGUGCUGCAGCGCUACCUGUCUGAGGAGCUGGCUGAGAGGAGCAAGAUGCACCAGGAAGAAAUGGCAGAGCUGUCAAACUUGACCCAGGAAGUGCCCAUCUUCAUCUGCACCAUGGCAUUUCCCACAAUCCCCUGCCCCCUGCAAGUCUUCGAGCCGUGUUAUAGGCUGAUGAUCCGACGCUCUAUGGAGACGGGAACCAAGCAGUUUGGAAUGUGCAUCGCUGACGACAUCAAAGGCUUCGCAGACUACGGCUGCAUGUUGGAGGUGAAAGACGUGAAGUUCCAACCAGACGGGCGCUUGGUGGUCGACACGGUCGGAGUGUCCCGCUUCAGAGUGCUGAGCCACGGCCACCGCGACGGCUACAACACAGCCAAGAUAAAGCACCUGGAGGACCAGAAGGUGGAGGGAGAGGAGCUGGCGGAGCUGCAGAAGCUGCAUGACUGUGUGUACGAGCAGGCCAGCACCUGGUUCACCUCCCUCAAAGACAACAUGAAGAACCAGAUCGUCAGCCACUUUGGACAGCUGCCUGAAAAAUACUGUGACAUCCAGGGGAGUGUCAGUGGUCCUGCAUGGUGUUGGUGGCUGCUGGCUGUACUGCCCCUGGAGAAGAGAGCCCAGCUAAGCAUCCUGGCCAUGACCACCCUCCGAGAGCGCCUCAGCACCACCCGCCGGGUGCUUAGCCUCGUCACACGCAAACACCUGCCAACACGGCAACCAUCUUCCUCAGCAGCAGCAGCAUCAUCACUGUAGUGGCCCCCCUACAGGGGAUCAGUUUAGAAUAAUCUGGGCCCAGUUAGAUAACUUUUGACAAUCUGGAUGUCGCCUAUCAGCUAAGAUUAAAUGCAUAUAAAUAUAAUGAAUAGAACAGGAGUCCCCGUUGAAGUCAGUUAUUUUUCUGUUCUAUUAAUUAUAUUUCUAUGCAUUUAAUCCUAUCCGAUAGACUAAAUCCGGAUAGAUAAUUUUGGGAAAACUGGGCCCUGGAGAAGAAGGGAGAAACUACAUUUUCCUCAGAAGCUCUAGCCUCAAAUAGCUCUAACAGUGGGAAUGAUUUACCAGUGUUGUUCAUGAUCUCAGGAAUGGGUUUCGACUUGAGUCUUACAAAAAGGAUCGAUGGACUAGCCCUACCCAACCAAAACACAUAAAUGAGUGUCAUGUUUGCACACAUAUCUUUGGGUCAAUUCCAUUAUGUCCAGUUCUGUCAUGUUUAUGUGUGGUACAUUAGGUUCAUCUUGUUUUAUUGUUGACCUGUGUACAAGAGGCCUUAAAUUAUUUUUGCAAUAUGUUUUUUUUCUACUAUUUGUCAUGUGAAAACAAUUUUCAUGUACAGAAAUGUAGCAUGUUUCUAUGGGACAUAAUUAAGAUUAAUGCACACCAUCCCUGACUGGAAUAAUAUGUUCUACUGUAUAUUGGUAAUUAUGGCACGAGGGAGCGCUUGAUGCAAGCAAGAGAAAAAUAGCAGCACAACAGACAUUGUAGUAGCACCAAACAUCCACAGGGUGGCAGUCCCUUAAUUAAGGGAAUGUUAAUCUUUGGAUGCUGUACAGCAGGGGUGUCAAACUCGUUCUACAGAGGGCCAAGUGACUGCAGAUGUUUUAGUUUUUUUUCCUUUCAAUUAAGACCUACACAACCAGGUGAGGGGAGCUCCUUCCUUAUUAGUGACCUUAAUUCAUCAAUCAAGUACACGGGUGGAGCGAAAAGCUGCAGACACUCGGCACUCUGGAAUGAGUUUGAUGUGCUGUACUGUACAGUAACAAUGAGGCCAAGUGGUGUUUCUUUCCACUGUUCUGUUGUGAGGCACGCAUAGACACUCGCCUUCAUAGUUAUCUACAUGAGUCUAUUCCAAAAUCACACAGUGGGUCUCUUUCCCCCCACAACCAGAGGUUGUCAAGAGGCCUGGGCAAAGGCACAAAAUAUGCCAUUUUGCAAAUUGUAAGGACGGGUGUACUCUGUGGUCACCACAUUAAAAGCUUCUGUGACACUGUAUCUCAGUCACAGUCAGAUCUAGGAGAUGCAGUCAGGUGAGUCAUUUGGGAUACUAUGAAGUCAGAACCGGAAACCUCACGUAUUUGUAGACAAUGAGUCACCUCUGUGCUUUGUCAUCACCAUGUUGGAAUGAUCUGGAGUCUCCCCCAAUUGAUUCAUUAGCCAAACCCUCUCGAUAAACACACACCUUCGUUCGCCCAGACCAGUGGAGGCUGCUGAGGGGAGGACAGCUCAUAAUAAUGGCUGGAAUGGCUUCAAACCAUGUGUUUGAGGUAUUUGAUACCGUUCCACUGAUUUUGUUCCAGCCAUUACCACAAGCUCGUCCUCCCCAGUUAAGGUGCCACCAACCUGUGUCCCAGACACAUUUGCAGAAAUUGCUCACUAACAUUUUUGGUAACAAGAAUGUGAAAAUUGCAUUUUAUUGCGUUCAAUUAAUCUUAACUUGUACCUUUUUAAAUGUAUGAUUUUGUUAAUUGGGCCCAACAUGUUUAUUAUUAAAACCAUUCUAUAUAGUUAUACAUUUACCAUAAACUUCAUCCUCAACAGUCAAUUCUCUCCUCAAUUUGAGUGUGUUUGCCACGCAUACUAAUUGGCCAAACCUGAUCUUAAUUGGUUUGUGUCUUGAAAGGGGGUCUGUUUUAACAGUGUGAAAAUAAUGCUUUGCAGAGGUAGACAUUCUAUAUGCAAUGUGGGAAAGGUUGUUGUUUUAAUAACCCAUAGCCUAAUAAAUAUUUAUUGAAUUCUGA